Molecule: messenger RNA, 1502 nt
Organism: Setaria italica (foxtail millet)
Lineage: Eukaryota; Viridiplantae; Streptophyta; Magnoliopsida; Poales; Poaceae
Exons: 4
Coding region: 103-1200 (365 amino acids)
Cellular component (GO): chloroplast
Source: RefSeq, a predicted model, not a curated record
CUUGAAGUCCUGAACCUGCGGCCGGCGCCGCAGCCGGAGCCGAACCCACCAAACCCUACUCGCCGCGGCGGCCGGCGGGGGGCAGGAGCCAGGACCCGGAGGAUGGUGCCCUUCUCGAUGUACCGCGGCAACCUCCACAUCGGCGGGCGCGACAGCAUCGCCGCCGCCCCGCGCCGGUGGGAGCCGCCCCGCCCGACCCUUACCGUGAAGCGGUUCCGCCGCCUCCUGCGCAACCGCUCCCUCGCCAUCGCGCGCCUCGCCGCGGAGCAGCAGCGUCGCGGAUCCCCGUCCUCCGCGGGCGCGGACGGCGGUCGUGGCGCGGCGGAGCACGAUGGGGAGGCACGGGGUGAAGAGGAAGCGGAUCGGCUGGAGGAACUAGUGGGACAGCAGCCGCAGCAGCAACAUCAGGAUGGGGAGGGGGAACAGCAGCAGCAGGCGGAAGAGGGGGCUGGGGAGGAAGAGCAGCAGCAGCAGCAGCAGGCACUGGCGGAAGAGGUGGAGCAGGAGGAGGGGGCUGUGGAGGAUGCUGACAUGAACGAUGCCGGGGAGAUAGUCGUUGUAGGUGAUGGCAAUGGUGAUGCUGAAGAAGGGCAAGGUGAAAGUGAGGGCGUUGACGCUAACCAGGAGGAGGUGAGUUAUCCUGAUCAAAUCGAUGAAAAGAAGAGAGAGUUGAAUGAAAAGCUGGACAUCCUAAAUAAGAAAAAGCAUGAUCUUGUGCAGAUGCUGAAGCAGGUUUUAAAUGCUGAAGAGGAAAUCCGAAGGCGUAGCAUGCAGGCCUCGUUGCGCGUUGCUAUGCCUCAGCCAUCAGAAAACGCAACGGAUGGAAGUUCUAUUUCCAGGCUGGGCCCCAGAAUGACUGUUGAUGUCAAUUUCGGUGAUGUUGCUGGCGAUUCAGAUGCUGGUUCCAACCAGGGCACUCCUGGGCGACCCUUGCAUCACUUCCACAGCAUCUCUCCUUCAACAGCCUCAUUUGUUAGGUCGCCUUUUGGUUCUCUACAGGGCCACACUCCAAGGAGUCCGGCAACAUUCUCUAUGGCAAGUCCAUCACGCUUUGCAGCAAGCGGGCACCAAGGACAACAUCCUGGCCUGCACUCAGCAUCAUUGCCAGGUGGGAACUAUGUAGCCUCAUCGCCUUCCCCCGCUGCAUCAGGUGGUUCUUCAUCAGUGUUCAGGGACCCUCGUCCCCCCAGCUCUACUUAGCUUCCAUGCUUUGUGCAUAGUUGUACAACUUGUACCGCCCUUGUAUGGGUCGUUAUUUAUUGACAGCUCGUCAGAAUCUCUUAGCGACCCUUGGAAUAAGGUAAUGUUGCGCUGUGGACUGUUAUUAACAUGUAAUAUCUCGUAGUUAUGUAAACAUUAGGAUGUCAUCAGGUCGCCAAUCUUCCGGACAGUGCUAGGUAACUGUAAUACUCCUACAAUAUUUAAGUGUUAGUACCAUCUCUUAGGUAUUCCCUGGUGUAUCAUGAACUGCUGAUUGUCUAAUUGGGUUGCGUUGCAUGUAA